This is a messenger RNA of Prorocentrum cordatum, 1059 nucleotides long. The record is from the annotation of a GenBank genome assembly. NCBI's taxonomy places the organism in Eukaryota, Dinophyceae, Prorocentrales, Prorocentraceae.
AUGCUGCUGUUGAUCGUGUCUCUGCUGGGACACCCCGCGGUGCUUCUCUUUCAUGCGCUCCAUUGGUCCGUGGGGGGCCACUUCGACGCCGCGGCGCUGGAGGCUCUCAAGGGCGUGCUACCGGAGUCAGGCCAGGCACAACUGGAGGUGCUCUCCGCGGGGGCACCCGACUGGGCGGCGUGGCCGUAUCUCAAUGGCACGCUCCAUGCGGACUCGCGCCGCCUUUCCCAGCAGGAAGGCGCAGACGCUCCCUGGUGGGACCCCCGAUCCAGUGAACUUCAAUGGAUGCUGGCUGUGAUCAUCAGCGUCGUUCUGACGUAUGUCGGCGCCUUCCUCUACAAGCGCGGGAUCGUCGACAAGCGAGGGCCCUGGAAGGGCUGGGAGGGGAAUCCCCCCCUCAGCCUCGCGAUCGCAUGGAGCGGUGGCGUGUGGAGGUACACCUGCUGCGGCGACUGCUGCUUGCAGGACCACGUCUACUGCUGGUACGCCUGCCUCUGCCUCGGCGCCCGGCUCGGCGACACCUACACGGCGGCGAACAUCGGCGGGCCGGGCUACUUUGCGUACGUCCACGCCGUCGUGGCAGUCGGCUUGUCCGGCCAGCUCAUCGCCGUGGUGUGGAAGCUACUCAUGCCCAUGAUGGUCAGUUGGGACGGCUGGUCUGACGACAACUGGUCCGACGGCCUGAUGGGCACGGGCGCCUUCUUUUCGCACAUGUUGCUGGCGGCCUGGCUCGCUGGCCAGCGAAUGAAGCUCCGCGAGGCGCUCGGGGACCCGGCGCCCGAGAGUCGGUGGACCAAGGACUUCUGCUGCUAUUGGUGGUUCCCCUUCUGCAUGGCCGUGCAGGAGGGCAGGCAGGUGGACGAGAUCACCGAUGUGCAUACCAAGUGCUGCUUCCGAUUGGGUGACGGAAACCUGCUGAAGCCCGUCUGCGAGGACCUACGGCGGCCUGGACGGGCCCCCCCGACGAUGCGGCCCUCAGCCGUGGUCGGACAGCCGGUGGGAGCUCCCGCGGUCCCGGUGAUGCUGGGCACGGUGGGGAAGGCAGCAGACCAAAAGUAG